Austrofundulus limnaeus is the source of this 1378-nucleotide messenger RNA. RefSeq names its product R3H domain-containing protein 1. Gene Ontology annotation, molecular function: nucleic acid binding. The record is from RefSeq and is a predicted model, not a curated record. Lineage: Eukaryota; Metazoa; Chordata; Actinopteri; Cyprinodontiformes; Rivulidae.
AUUCGAAUGCGUUUGAAAGCUGACAAGAGGAGCAAAUCGAUGGAGGAGAGGGAGGAGGAGUACCAGCGAGCCAGAGAAAGGAUUUUUGCACAUGAUGGUGAUCACUUUAUAUUUGAUAAAAGCYCGCAGGAGGAACACUCAUGCAUGAGCACUCAACAGAGGCGGCAAAUGUUCAGGUUACGAGCGGGCCAUUCUGACGCCAGCCGCCAGAGCAGCUCGGAGACAGAAGCCCUGCCCCGGCACGGUGAGCCCCGGCCGUGGAGCAGCACCGACAGCUCGGACAGCUCCAACCGGCUCGCCCCCCGGCCCGCCAUCACCAAGGCCAGCAGCUUCAGCGGCAUCUCCCCAGGCCUGGUCCGCGGGGACAGCACGGCCAGCAGCAAGAGCACCGGGAGGCUGUCCAAAACAGGUUCAGAAUCGUGCAGCAGCGUGGGCUCCUCGUCCAGCUCGCUCUCCCGCCCUCACCUGCCUCUCCCGGCCUCGGCCCCCCUGCAGCCCAGCACGCCCUCCGUCCGUCACGCCUCCAGCGCCAGAGGACACCCCGAAGCCACCAGGAGRGUCCCCCCGCAGCUGCCAGCGUCAAACACCGCUAACUUCUACAUGUUGCCGCUAGAGGCCUCAGGGAUCCCACCUGGCAGCGUUCUGAUCAGUCCACACACAGGUAAACCUUUCAUCCAUCCCGACGGCAGCGCUGUAGUUUACGACCCGGCUGCCGGCAGGAUCCRGCAGGAGGGGAAAGCCCAGCCGAUGCCCUCGGAGUCGCAGCAGCAAGCAGCCAAUCAGCUUCACUCCCAGCCGGUCUGUCCUCCUCUUCAGCCAUCCUCCGAGCCUCUUCACAACCCAGCGGUUUCCUAUCCUCUUCCUCCUCUUCCUCCUCCUCAGUUCCUGCCUGUCUGUCCUUCUAACCAACAAUGCACUGUGCCUGAAGUCCUCAGCACCCAGUUCAGUCACAUGACUCUCCAGUCGCCCAAUGAAGGCGCAGUUUCAGUGUCGGACGGCCGCUACCCCUCUGCGUACCACCACCACCCCUCRCCAUUGAUGCUGCAGGGAGCCCCUCCCCCUCCUCCUCCUCCUUCGCAGGUGACCGGCUACAUGGUGGCAGGACCAUCAGGGGGACACCCAGCAGUGCUGCAGGGUCAGCACGUCCCGGCCCUGAYCCCCGCGUACCCCGGCUCCAGCGCYGGGCCCACCGCUUUCCCUGCGCUCCUCCCGCAGCCCGCCUACAUCCAGCAGCCCGUGCAGCAGAUGUCCACGUGUUACUGCUCUUCAGCCCACCACCCGCAGUGCUCCAACCAGCAGCAGCCGCCGCCCUACCGACCCCCCAUCAACCAACUGACCUAUAGCUGCCCUCCGAGCCAAAACCUGCCCCAGCAACAAG